GGCUUUGGGAUUAGCUCGCCGCCUAAGGAGAGCCGACAUGGGCUCUCGCUGCUUGACGCAAGAAAGUUGAAAUGUAAUAUCCGUUCUUGAAUCUUCAAGAAAAAAAAGAAAAGGGGCUUCCUCUUGGCAUGCAGACGCACACUUCGACCCCCCCUUCGUGUUUGUCUGUGCGCAAAGGUAAUAGCUGUGAGGUGACUCAGCAAAUGAGCAGUGUGUUGGAACUUUUAAGACUUUUCGAAAAAGCCACUCUGCCCUUUUGGGAGUGUGUCUAUGCUUGGCUAAAUCGCUCUCAGCACACAGGUUUGACAUCCCAUUGGCACCACCACACACACCUACAGGGUAGUUCCAGGUCCUGUCACACACCUGCAGUCUCGCACUCACACACACUUCUCUUUGCUUUCUCAAGUGGCAGCAGCAUUAUAGCACCCACCUCAUGCAUGCUCACAGAUUUCCUCCAUCUCCUGCUGCUGACACACCAUUAAAUGUUUCACACGGGAACGGUAAGUUCCCACCACUCUUAUUCUGGGGGAAUGGCCAUAAAUUAUCUAGUUUGCUGAAACUCUCCAGUUGAAUCCUGUCGGACCUUCAAUUAUUAAAAGAGUCAAAGUGGUGAAAGUGUAAAAAUAACUGGUGUUUAAUGGGGAUGUAUUGGAGUUGAGAUUAAUGGUGUUGGUCCUGGGAGGGAAGGCGUGCGGAGCUUUCCCGUCUGAGGGUGAGGUUGAUAUUAUGCAACCAUGAAAAACAAAAGAAGGGGUCAUCAAAGUGGAAGGUUGCGUAAUCAGGUUUUAGAAAUUUGGGUUUAGAUUUAAAAUUCUGAGUUUCCAGAUUGAAAUCGGACUUUUAAUCAAAACCAGGAAUGAAGUUCGAGUUCCCAAAAGAUGGUAGAGACUUCAAAGUUUGACAUUAAUGAGGAAUCCUGGGAUUCGGUUUAGAACUUCUGUCUGCUGGCAAAAUUUAGAGGAUAAAGUCAGAAAUUUAAUUUCAAAAUUUCUUUUCCAGUCAAAAGCAGAUGUAGUUACAUUUUUGAUCUCUUGAAAGACGGUAAGGUUUGUAAAGUUUGACAUUAACAUUGAAUCCUGAAUUUCAAGUUUGAGGACAAAAGUUUUGAAAUAAAGUCAAAUACCACCAUCAUGACUUUAACUUUAACUUUGGCUUCGUUCACACUGCAGGUUAUUUUUUUUGUUAAAUCCGAUCUUUUUGUCCGGUCGUUCACAUCACAAAAAUGAAUGCGGCAUCUAAUGUGAACGGAUUGCGUCCAUGAAGUGGCCCGCAUGCGCACAAAGCACAAAUUGCUUUCCGCGCCUGUUUGUGUUGUCGAACAAUGGUGACGUUUGUCGCAUAUUGAUGACGUAUAGGUCGGAUGAACGCGCCUGGGCGUCCACACUGCAGUCACAUCGGAUACAUAUCCGAUUUAUAUCCACAUACAAAUAAGGCCUGGGUCGGAUUUGAAUAAAUCUGAAUUGCACUGUUCACACUUACAUGAAAAAAUCAGAUAUGUGUCACAUAUGGUUAAAAAAUUGGAAUUGACCUGCAGUGUGAACAUAGCCUUCGUGUCUGUUAAGUUUCAACAGUUAUCAACAGCUCCACGGCAGUUAAUUCUUAUAUGCCUUGGUUGGCAAAAAUAUUGAUUUACAGACAAUAUUGAUUGAACAAUGAUUUAUUUGUACAUCUUUAAGAAAUGGCCCUUCAGAUUUCACUGUUGUUUUCAUCGCCAUAGCAAUGAAUUCUGAUCGGCCUGCUUGCGUCACUUUACAUUACAGACAUUAUCCUGCUUAUUUGAACAUCUGUAGAAGUGAAUUGGACUUUUACAGGAAUAUUUAUGUUGCGAUUUUUGUCGUUUUUACAACUUUAGACAUUGCCAUGAUGCAAGUAUCACAUACUGUGGCAUAGUUAAUGGAUUUCUAGUGCUAUUAUGAAUCCCCAAAACGACACUGUAAUACAUGGAGAACAAUAAAAGCUAAGUUGUAGUAAGCCAAGAGGCUAUUGAGAUGUGCCUCAUCGCAACUGCUAAGUGGAAAGCUUAUUUUGAGGUGUGUUGUUUGCCACUUUUGAUUCUUGCUGUCUCCAGAGUUUUGGGAAAUAAAGUCAGUAUUCCUGGUUAAAAAAACUUGGAUUAUUAAUGAAAUUAAAAGUAGCACAGGUUUGGUUACACCUGGUAUUUAAUUGGGACAUUUUAGGAUUAAGAUGAAUGGUGUCCGUCUUUGGAGCAACAGUGCGGGGUUUAAUGUUUAAUAAGCGUGUUUGGGAAUUCGUUAUUAUCUCUAUCUGGAAACAAAAGAAAGGAAACUUCAUGCUGUGCUCUCCACUUCCAAAAAGAUGAAAUGGUAUUUUGACGGCCCUGCAGACUGUACCAGGCUCUUCUUUCCUUUGCUGAGGCAAUAGGAAAUACUCCAGUGACAGCAUUGUUCAGGUUUCUCUCCUCCUCUCUCUCUCCUCCAGCACUUGACUUUACUCUGCUUUGAGGAAGAGAGGCAGAGAGAGAGAGAGAGGCAGAGAGAGAGAGAGAGAGGAGAGGAGAGAGGGGGGGUGGAGGAGUGGUGAUUGAGCGCAAAGGGGGCAGGACUUUUUCUCUCCGGGUCCUAUUAAGAGCAAACUUUGUGUUUUUGUUCUCCAAGUUCAGCUCAGUGCUCUCCAGUCUGCACACAGGUCCUCUCUGCUGCUCUUUUUCCUUUUCUAGUUUUUCCUGAAUGGUUUUGCUUUGCUCGCCUGUUGGUCACAACUGUGUGUGUUUUCAUGGGGGAUUUGGACACCGGGAGGAUGCGCUUUUUGGAGGAACAGUUACUCAAAGUUGUCUCUGCGGACAGUCUGGGGUGCUUUUAGUGGAUAUUUAGAUGGUUUUCGUGUUGGAAUGAACAAUGGUGCGGCUGCUUGCUGCUCUGGCCGAGGGCAUGCUCUGCUUUCGGCUACUGUUGCUGUGCGUCGUGGAGUUGGAGCUUGGAGCCGGGGUUUCUACUUUCCAGGGGUUUUAUCUUCCACCUGCGAACGGGUCGCUGCUCACACCUGCCCGGAGGACGGACGGGGUCGUGCGCACUAUUGACCGGAUUUACCACGGAGGAGGGAAGGUGGGCUACCUGGUGUACCUGGAUGACAGCCGGUUUCAGCUGGACAUGGAGCGGGACGAGUCCGUGCUGUCGCAUCACUUCAGUCCCCAGUAUGUGCUCGCGCUGAUGGGAGAGAGCCCUCCGCCUCUGAAACGGGACUGCGUGUACCGGGGGACUGUGGACUCCAACCCGGAGUCUCUGGCCGUCUUUAACCUCUGCGGUGGGGGUCUGGAGGGCUUCUUCGCGGUGAAACACACGCGCUACACCAUCACGCCAAUCAUCAGGGCAAAGGGACACGAGCACGACGCGCGCACCCUGCAGGAUAAGGACGCAGAGAGCGCGCUCCAUGUAUUCACGCGCGAGAGUUUCAGCUUUGAGGCGAUGCAUGAGGGCAGCGAGAGCUGCGGGACGCGAGACGCGCGUCGAGGACGCAGAGGUGCGCUGGGGAGACGCAGAAACAAGGGUCGCGGCAAGCAUGGAGCGGAGGAGGCGGAUGAGCACGGCGCACGGGGGAGGAGAUGGUGGAGCAAGUUCACCAAAGACGCCGCUCCGGAGCAUGGCGAGCGGCGCAAGAGGUCGGUGUCUCGCGCCAGGCACGUGGAGCUGCUGCUGGUGGCGGAUGACACAAUGGCUAAAAAGUACGGCAAGGACCUGAACCACUAUCUGCUAACACUGGCAUCCAUCGCCUCCAAGCUGUACGGGCACGCCAGCAUCGAGAACCCCAUCCGGCUGACGGUGGUGAAGGUUACCACGGUGACCGAGAAGGAGAAAGGGCUGGAGGUGUCCAAGAACGCGGCAGCGACUCUGAAGAGCUUCUGUAAGUGGCAGAACCAGCAGAACCCACUGGACGACGACCACCAGCACCACCACGACGCCGCCAUCCUCUUCACCAGGCAGGUAAACAAAAGUCCCCUCGCAUUUCCUAAGCACCUCCACCUGUUCACAGCGCGCAGGUCCGCCUCUCUUCCGUGGCAGGGGCGGAGGAGAGGCGGAACAGCGCCAAGACAGGUGUGACGUAACGGUUUGUUUUUAUUUUGGUCGUGCACGCGGUGGGCAGCAUGUUAGCCUCCAACGAAAUCAGUUUUUUGGCGGCAAAACAUGUUGGAAAAUAACAAUGAAUGCGAAAUUUUUUAAGUAAUAUUUUCCCGAUAACUUCUUGAAACGACAAAUAAAGGGGUUACUUUCGCCCCCUGUUAACCUUUUACCCGUAUCAUUAUCAUAUAUAGGUGGAUAUGGCAUAGCCUGCUUACCAUAUAGCUAUGGUGAGUAGAUAGUGCCAAUGACAGAUGACUGAUGUUAGGACAAAAGGUAGUCUAUGCCGAAGUCAGAGUCAUACUGUAUUGGGUUUCGAAGGGUUUCUAGAGAUCCACAAUGCCUGUAAGCGAAACGUCCCAACAAAAACAAUGCUUACAAAGUAUCUUUGAGCUAUCCCUGCAUUUGUAUGGAGGCAGAUACACCGAAAGCAAGUUUUUAAAUAGUGCGAUUCACGUGACUGCCUGCUCAAGUUGUAAGAAUGACUUAACUAGGGCAAGAAUUCCGUGUACGACCCGUGGACUUGACAUUGUAAUUAUCAUCAACAUAACAGGCUAAUAGUUAACGCUAGCAUGUUCUUUAACCUCGUAACAACAAGUCAGGUACAUUAGCCAAAGUGAUAAUUAGUAUUCAACUUUGAUUGAAAAGCAAGGUAACUUUAAACACAGUUUAACCAAACAAUAACAAGUGAACACACCAAGGCUAGAAGAUCGACUCACAAAACCAAACUAGUAGCACGUGAAUGUAGCAUAUUGUCAUAAAACUUGCUUACUGAGCAUGUCAUUGCAGUUGUCAUAAAGAAUGCCAACGCGGUACUCUGUACGCUGCCAUAAAGCAUGCCUACAAAGUACAUAAGUGCAUUGUUAAGUGUGUAUUUUUAGAGUUCAUACUGUUUUAAAACAUGCAUGUUUACAGGCUGGCCUUUAUUAGUGUUUUAAGUUACCUGAUUCUGUUUUGGGUUGUUUAUAUUUGCAAUGCUUUAGAGUGCAUAGACUAGUAACCCAAUUUUCCUUCAUGCCGAUAUUUAGCACAAGAACAGCUUGCUUACCAAUGAUUCCACUGGGGACAGCAACAUAUUCAUCAUCGUUGUCCCUUCCUGUCAUGUAAAAGUCACUCAUCUGUCUCCUUAGGUUAUUCGUGGCACUAUCCGCUCCCCAUAUAGUUCUUCCUCCUGUCUCUCCUCAUUCUUGCGUGCAGUGUCAGUCAAACACUCAUAAAACUAUAUUUCCUGCCUCUGGUGUUUUUCUAGGCAGGCUCCUUCUGUCUCCAGCCUCCACCAAACCCUCCCAAUCCCCAGACAGCCAAAAAACCUCGAAGUCUGUGUGAUCUGAUGCCCCCCCCCCCGCAGGAAAAACGCUUCCUGUAGUGGGAGUGGGUUUGAAAUCAUCAGCUGGGUUGCACUGUAGAAAUAUCUCCAAAAAGCUCCUCUUGAAACUGCAUCUAAUUAUGUAGUCCUCCAAGCCUUUCCCUCCCUCUCUCCCUCUUUCUCUCUCUCCCAUCAUUCCAGUCUGCACAUUUUUUCCCAGUUACUUCUCCAGCGUCUGUCAGCUGGGGUUGGGAGCUGUCAGAAAAACAAACAUAUCCACCCUGUGAGAGGCCGUGCGUUUACCGAGACCACACUCAUUUAGUCCUUCUCUCACCAUCCCUUUCUCUCUUUUCCUCUUCGCCUGUUUUUUAGCAAAGCCGCAGGCAGCAGCAGCAGAUCUACACGCUCAGUUUCACCUCCUCCGGGUGUGGCUUCACGGUGGUUAACAUGUCAUAUAGCUCACCUUGGAUUGCGGUUGUGUCGAACUCAUGCAGGGUCUUGUUGUAGCACGCAAGCGGCGGGAGUAUUACCUGGGAUCCCCUGGCGUCUGCAGCGAGUUGGCAGAGCAGACGGCAGCACAUACCUGAGGUCAGCUGGUUGGCAGGAAACCUCUUUACGGACCUGUGGUGCCGCUUCACCUGCAAGAGCAAGAGCGGAAGACGUGCCAUUCUGAAGUGUUUGGGUUUGGCAGGGUGGGUUAGGGUCAGGUGGGCAUGGAAAGAAGGCGUUGAGAUCUUAAGAACAGGAAGCAAGGGUCUUUAAAGACAGGAAACUUGUGAAUCAUGACAGGUGGUGAAGUUUAAAUUUUCUUCUUUCUACUUAGACUUAAACUCUAAUGAAAUAUUGAAUGUUGCCCGUCUUUGGCACUGCUUUAGUCACGUUAGCAGUACAUUUCUACCUCACCUGUUGCAGCACUUCAUUAUUUAAAAGCCUGUCUCCAUCCCUUCAUCCACACAUGUCUCACCUUCACUUUUUCCCACUGUAAAUGUUACCUGUCAUUAGCAGAAGCAGGUGAUCCCUCUCUGUUACACGGUGCAGACCCCUACGUCGCAGAUCCCUGACCUCAGUCUGUUGUGUCUCUGCAGGACAAACUACCUGCUAAUUCUGGUCGGCGUGCACGGUAAUGAGAACGGAGCUGGUGCAUGACCUCUUUACAGGGUAAAUAAGCCAAAACAAGCAGCCAAUGCCUUCAUUUAACUUUGACCUUUGGACCUUUUGACUAUUAAAGACCAAUUUCAGGAUUCUGAGAGCUUAAAUUGCUGUUACUUUACCAUGUCGGUCAUUAUAGCAGACAGAUAAGCAGGGCUUGUAUCCUAGCAACACAUUCCAUUGAGAGCCCUUUCUUUUUAAAGGGUGAUUCUCGUGUUUUUCAAGCCUGGACCCCAUCUUUACAUGUUUUGGAGUCUGAAAGACAAAUAGGUACAAAGCACACUUUGGAAGUGAUCCAGAUGGCGCCAUGAAACAGGCUGUAAUGGCUGCAACUUAAUCCUUUAGGGCAGAAGAUCCCAGUCAAAGUAAGUUCAUUGAAAGUGCUUCAUUUUGCCACUGACAGGCUCAGCAUGUUAUUGAAAGAGUCUGACAGCAUUAUGAAAAGGAUCCCCACUGAAAUGGAACUAUUGUUGAGGUAAUAAGAUGCUUUUUUUCACCAAGAUUGGCUGUUAUGUUGCUCUUUUUUUCUAAUUCGCAGAUAUUUUCAAACCCAUUUUGGCCGAUACUGAUCUCAGCAGCCUGCAGAAGCCUUAUCCCUCUCCAUGUUUAAGGCUGGUUAUCAAGAGUUAUGAUUUUCAGUUAUUAUCCUGUCGAGCUCCUUUACCUUUAGUUGCUCCCUGAAGAGUAAGUAGAGGCUGCUGAUAGGUUUUUGUUUCGCCUAUAAUUUCAUAAUGCUGAAAAUACCCUGCAUACUUAAAAGUAACUGAUGUUGCUACUUUUACAAGUUGAUCUUGCACUUUCAAAAAUGUAUAUGCAGUCAAAUGACCCUGAGCAUUGCAUCAUUUCUGUAUCUUAGCUAUGGGGAAAACUUGGCAUCUACAAGUCGAUUUGAACUGGCUCCUGUGAUGAUGUAAUGACAGGAGUGAUUUGCAUAAGCGAGCAUGUAAAAGCACCUCACUCCCACGCCUCAAGCAAUCGUGCUUCCUACUUCGCGAUUGUAACCAUGCCUCAGUGUUAAAUACAGCAACUAUUCUGUUGUUACUUGCAAAAACAAACAUAAACAUUUAGAGGACCAGCUGUUGUAGCUACAACUCUUGAUCAGUUGCCACCUCUAGAUAAGAGUCCAAUUCUGAAUGUCCUGGCAUGAGUUCUUGUUGAGGGUUCACCAUGCCUGUUUUGGGUUUUUUCCACCUCUGCAUUUGUCUGCAGUGGUCAGCACCCUCCACCAUCGGACAAUAUACUGGAAUCCAUUAACACGAGGCCUCAUUGUUGUAUCAUCCCUGCUCACUCAGACCAGACUUGCUACCAUGAAGAUGAUUUAACAGUCCUGGUAGUCUGUUUGUUGUGAUCGACUGAAACAAGCAAGCAAAUCCCAAACCUUUUGUACUUUUCAGACAAUUAGACCCCAAAUUUUGAGAAAUGGCUCCAGCGUUUUAAAAUACUGGCACCUCCAUUCAAGGUUUCAUCCAGCUGGAUCGCAGUUUUGGGGUUGAAGAGGCUACAUACAGUAUGUGGCAUGUUUUGAUGCUGUCAGCUCUAAAACACAAGGCUGUUUUGCCCUGUAAUUUCUCAGAACCACAUUUUCCUUAUGCCAUUAAUCAUUCUGCAGAAUCACGUGUCACAAAAAAACUCUCUAUACAAUGUGAAAAUUGCUCCGAUUCAGUCACUUUACAAACAGCAAUUACAGUUUCCAUUUGCGGGAUGCUCGCCAGGAAACAACUUGCUUUGGCUCAGGUGGUUCAUACUAUUGGUUGGAAAAGAAGAGAAGACAGUAAAAGAAGUAGGUUACGUGUUAAAUAAUUUCUUUGGGAUUACUUUGGAAAAUAAACCGUUCACUGAACUCAGUGGAAACUGAGCAGGGAACUGGAUCGUGAACUAGAACUGAAGUUCAUUGAAGACUUUGUGACAGUGAAGUCAGACCACUCCAUUGUUCCCUGAUGGAGGAGGUGGUGUUGGUGUGGAGGGGACUUGUCUCUUUGUGGUCAGGUCCAAUUACUCCAACACCCCAACACGGCAGUGAGCUGACCCAUGUGGCGGUGUCACCCUGUUCCACACAUACCAGCACCGGUACAAAACAACGGGCACAUUGAGGGGACUCAGGACGGUCCUGAGUGUGUAUCUGAGCAUGCUAUGCAUGGCUGUGUUGGCUUGUUGUGAGCUGGGACGGCAGACAAAGACCUACUGUAAGGUGGACAGAGGGAGCUGCAGGGAUAUGCAUGCUGGUUCUGAUGUAAGAGAAACUUUCUGGAGUAAAAGCUCAAAUUUCUAGAUUAAAACUGCUCACAGAUACCUCUAAUGCGACUGAAAUGCCAAUUUUUAAACCUUGAUUGAGGUCAUGCUACCAUCUCUUCACUCAGGCCAAACUUUUAAAUAUAAAUGCAAAAUACAGACUUACAGAUUUAUGUCCUUGUUUUUUCUCAUUUUACACUCAUGUUUUAGGUAUCAGGCUUACUACCUUGUCCCUAGGAGCAAUGCCUAGAUAUUUAAAUCCAUAGAUAUUAGAACUGAGUAUCAUUCAAGGAAUUGUCCUACGAUCUGGAAAGUCUUCAAAAGUCUAUAAAAGAAAAGCAAACAUCCACACUUAGGGCAUUUACAUAACAAAACCGAAUAAUGGCCUUACUCUGAUUAAGACCGGACAACUGGAGUGCCUGUCAACACCGGUGUUGUGCCCAAACGCGUUCAAUGAACAAUCGUUUAUGAACUCGCUUAUAUUUCGGGAGAACGUGAAUGUAUCGUUCUUUAUUUGGGUAUGAACGUGUUGAUGUUGUACGUGCUCAUUCUGGCGUCUGUGUGCCACAAGUGUGCCAGAUGUCCAGGUGGAACCCCAACUAAAACACACCGUAAACAGGCCUUAUAUUUAGCGAAAAGCCACCCAAUCUGGCAAUCGCAAGCAGCCAGUCUGUCGCUCCAAUAAAUACGUCAGUCGUCACAACUUCAGUAUCCAUGAUGGACGAGGAAGGUAGCACUAGCAGCAUGUGCAUGUGCGCCACGCCCCUGUAACACCAGAGAAAAGGAGUAGCGUGCAUCUCAUCUGCAGUCGCCCUUACAUCAUGUACGACAAAAACAACGCUGUACGAUGCUCCAUGUUCUUCCUCGAAAAUGCCCAGCAGCAGUUGUAGCCACUUCUGACAUCUGGUAUGGACCUGCUGUUGUUGUUGGGUCAACCGGAAACAGCGCCGCUGAAAAGACCCAUAUCGCCCCCUAGUUUUGGGGAGAAGGACACGUUCACGUCAAUAAUUCAAUUUUCUCAGCUGCAUCCAAUUAAGCUGUGCAUGUAAACGCACUGAAUGAUGUAGCCUGUUGGUUUGUCAGACUAUCUCAGCUGGUUUGAAGCUAUAAUUUGGACAUACUGUAUUGUCCAUUAUAUUUCAGAAAUCAGAAUUCGCUGUUUUUGGACUUUUAAAAAACAGGUUGGCAGAUGGUUCCUGUAGUGUGUGUAGGACAUGGUUGCAGUCUCAGUCUCGUCAUCCAUUGGUUUUUGGAGAGGCGUUUUAAAGCUAACAAAAGCGGUCAGCACCAUACUGGGAGAGCUGAGUCAACCCGACCCAAAGUCAGGUAAUCGAUUAAAAUAAAGACAAGUAAAAUGUGUCUUAAAGAAUGGUGGUAUCUCUCUGUACUUAAUGUUAUUUAUCAGCAGAAAAUACUCAACAGAUGAACUGACAGUAACAAUUACACUUUCCCAGAGAUGACGUGAGUUGAUAACAUCAUACUGUAUUAUCACCACAUGACUCCACUAAAAAUUGAUAAACCACAUCAGUUUGGGGACUUAUGUAACAGAGCCUGAUGUCAGAUCACACUGAUGUGGACUCGGCAUGUAAAUACACACAAUCCAUUCCCUCCACACGUGUUCAACACAUGCCCGUGUCACUUGACUUCCUGAUGUGAAUGUGGGAAUGUGCACAUGUGUACAGUCUGGGCUCUUCACCCAUCCUCUCCUCCUCCUCAGUGUUUGCAUGCGGCUCAACAUUAACGUGUACAUUUCCCAGCCCUCGCCCCCAUCACAGCUACUCCCUCUAUUUGUUUUUAACUGUUCCUGAUAUUUCACAUCCACUGGCACAUGUAGACAACCGGCAGACAGCUUUUGGAUCCAAGACCCUUGACCCCAGACACCACCCUCCCAACACAUAAAACUGGGCACAGACUAGUCCAGUCUGCCCGAAAACAACCCAUAAACCUUCCUCUCUUGACACCAUUACGCAUCGGGGAGAUCAAACUCGACUACAGAUUGUGAAUGGCAAAUCACAAACAUUUGGUAAUGAUGUAUGUAUCCUUAGAUGAUUGUAUAUUGGUGUUCCACAGGGAUCAGCACUGGGACCACUUUUGAUGUACGGGUUUGGCUGUACAUGACGAUAAACAGCUUCUUUCUACUGUGCCCAAUUGUGCAAAAAUGAAGCGAAAUACCCUGUAUCAUUUUGAAGUCAGAAUCUGUGCAGUUGGAUUCGGAUAGUGUUGCCCUGUCUGCCAAUCAAAACACACUUUUAAGUUAAAGAUAACAUGGCAGAGGUUUCUCAGAUUGCUAGAGUGUGUAGCAGAACAGAUUUAUGUGUUGUUGCUGGUGUGUUAGGGACACUUGCACUUGGACUUAUGGAAAGUUAAAUAGCUCAAGUGUUAGUGUCAGUAAGUAUCAUCUCACCACUUACCUAUUUCAUGAUAUUUGUCAACCAAGGGUGCUCUGACUAAUUUCCAGGUUGUGUAAACAAGAAUUAAACAAGUUAAGCACAAGGCAGGGAAAGCAGCAGCUAGGACCCCCUAGGAUGAAGCAUACGUAUCGCUUUUGUCAACAGGCACUAUACCCCAGUUUUUAUUGCAUGUGAUAUCAAACCAAAAGAAUCCCAGAAAAAUGAGUAUUUAGGAGAAAAUCCACAAGAUGAGAGCUAAAAAUAACCAACAAAAACAUGAUUGUGGAACUUUAUUUGGUGGGUGUUUUGAUUUUAAAGUUAGACUCAUGUUGUACUUGUUUACAUGGAGGAGGUAGACAUUAUGACCUUAAUAAGUAGUUCUGAUUUUCUACAGUCUGAGUCACACAGGUGGAAAAGUGAUUGACUCUCAGUUUCCGAAUCUCUGCAGCUUGCGUAGCUCAGAUUUGCUGAAGUACCUGCUGACAUGUAAAAGAGAAGGUGUUGAAAGCGACUUAGAAAUUAGUCUGUUUGACAACCUGUCAGUCUCCACUGAUCAGCUGUUAGCGGUCUGUCAGGUCAAUGUUUCAGGGCUGGUUUUUGUCCAAUUUGAUUUGCAGGUUGGUAGAAAUCUGUGUGUUUUUCUCCCGCAAAGGUAAACUUACUCUGAACUCCUGCAAGAGAGUGUGUGUGUGUGUGUGUGUGUGUCUGGGUCUGGGUCUGGCUGGCUGUUUGUUUAACGCAAGCUUUGGCUUAGAUUGCAAGUGAACCUGCAAAACACACAUACUCACACACACAUACACACACACACUCUGGUCUAAACGUCUCAUGACCUCUGUAGCCAGUUCUCCACCUGUUCUCUUGUUAUUUCUGCCAAUAUUUCUGUAACGUCUCAAGCAGCUUCUCUAUCCUUUCCCUCCGGCAUCUGAUUCCUGGACGUAUUUCUCCUCCCCUCUCUCUCUUCUAGAAUGAAAACAAAGAUGUGAGGAGACUCGGCGCAGCUACACCUGAGACGAAUUGUUUUCUUUUGUGUUGUUUAAUUUCCAGGAGGAGAUUCCCUUUCUUCUAUUUUCACCAUCUCGCAUCCUGUUAAAACAACGCGAGUCGUGUGUUUGAGAUGGAUGGGAACACAAACAGCUCUCAGCCUAAAGGGUGUGAGAGGAUAAAUAAAUGAAAAGAGAAGGAGGUGUAGAGAGAGUCGGGGUGGAAGAGUGUGGGAAAUGGGUAAAGAGAAACUUCUCUCCACGUUCUCACCGUGUAACUCAAAAUAAACACGUUUCCAAACUCGUCUGCAUAAGGACACACUUCAGCACAUUUUUUGCUUUUGCAGCCAUGCAUGCAGCAGCUUUGACUCCCCUUUUGUUUGCUUCUUGUGUGUGCAAAAGUUAAUUGACAGUGCAGGGACUCAUUAUCUGUUCAGCUUGUGUAUGUGUGCAUUUACGCAGUGCUAAUGCACUAUUAAAAGGCACCAUUAUACAUGUUAGCAUCCAUGUCGGCAAGUUUCUACCCACUAAAGUCAGUGCACUGUGUAAAAGUUAUUUAAAGCCCAUAUUUGGUUAAAUAUUGAAACUUUUUUUAAUCAUAUCAAAUUUGGAGCCUUCACUGACGUGGAAGCUCCCCAUUUGAGGAUGCAGUGACAAACCCUGUCCACAGAUAAUGGUUUUAUGAGUGAUUUACAGUCCAUGCGGUGACUUCCACUACAGAGUCAUGUCUGUUUUUGAUCUUGACAUUUGUCCCAUUUGUGCAGAAGUUUCUGAAGAUUCUCUAACGGGGCGCUCACACUAAGCGUGAGUAAAAUCAUCUACUCGCUUAAUUCGCGCGAAUCUAGAUGCAUGAAUGAAUAGUAUUUACUCGCUUCAUUCAUACGUCAACAGUAAUAUUAAUUGUAAUCCCUGCCAAUUCAACUGGCGGGAUCAAGAAAUAGACAAAGGUCUUUUUCAGUUUACCAGGUAUUCCAACCUCCUCACUCCCUUGCCUACAGGCGAGCUUCUUUUUAUUCCGGUUUCAGUAAUUGAAAGGAAAGGUAUCAUAUAAUUCAACACGAUCAGUUUGUCCUCCAUGUUAGAUAACAGUGAACAAACCAUAUGUUUUCAUACAUCAUACAUCACCCGGCAACCUUCUUGCUGAUUAGUUAUCACGAUGCGAAGUUGAGACAUUUUUAUCUCCCGCCUAAUUCGCGUCAUUCGCGCCGCCAGAGUAGUAGGAGCGUCUAAUUGCGUCUUUGCAUUGACUUUACAUGUAAUUCAUUCGCCCGAUUGAUUUUACUCAUGCUUGGUGUGUGGAGACAGUGUUUUAAGUGUUUUAAACAAGCCUCAUAGAUGAUGUUUUGAAUUGCUAAGCUAUUCGCUCACGCAGUCUCUCACAAAGUGGUGAGGAAUAAAGAGUGAUAAAGAGUAUUUUUAUCAACUUCAUACCCAACUUUUUAAAACUAUGAUUGUACAUAAGCUUUUACAGUUAGUGCUUUUGUGUGUGUGUGUGUGUGUGUGUGUGUGUGUGUGUGUGUGUGUGUGUGUGAGUGAGGUGGUCCUACCCAGUCAGUCAUGUGUGUGUGAGCUCCGAACACAAGACAGUCUGUUCCAAACUGGUCGGGCAAACACCCACCCCGGAGAGCUUCUCUCCCAGGACCCAGCAGGCCUGUCAGCACCACUUAACAUGACGAUUCAUCCUCACCAUAGGACAUGUGUGUGUGUGUGAGCGCGCGUGUGUGUACAUUUUUGGCUCUGCAUCCCUACAUAUUCAGUGUACUCGCACACGCACUCAGGCCCAUGUGCAGCUCUUUGGGCUCUAAUGUGACAGCAUGAUGACCUGAUUGAUCUCUGCACUCAGCGGGGUCGGGUGAGCGGAGCGCCCCGAGGCCUCCUCUGCAUGGACAUGUGUGGGAAUCCAAACAAAGAUCGAUACAGUGUACUCUGGCGCCCUGACAGGCAGACAGGGAGAUGGUUGAAGCAGAGGAAGGAAGUGGCUACUAAAAGCAGUGCAUGAAAAAAAAAUCAAAUGGGUCUGCAUUGAAUUAACAUAUCAAAAUCGCUAGACCCAGGAAGCAGGAGUCAGCCUGUGAAAACGUCAUUAUAUCCUCUGUAGCUUUGGUGAACUUUUUCAAAUCUAAAAAGUGAGUUUCUGCUGCAGGGAUAAUUAGCCUCGCAGGCCUGCUCAGACUUCUUGUGUAACAUUUCAGAUGAAAUAUAAAAACUCUAAAUCUUAAAAUGAAAAUUCAGAGUAGUCAUAAUGCUGAAAAUGUCCAUCUGUCCAUCAGAGCUAAAGCAGAUGCCUUAGAUUCAAACUAACACCUUCACACCUGAUUCAAAUGAUCAGCUCGUUAGUAAGCCAUUACAUAGCUUGAUAACGAGCUGAUCAUUUGAAUCAGGUGUGUUGGAGCAGGGAAACAUCCAAAACAUGCAGGACAGUGGGCCUCGAGGACUGGACUUGAGAACCACUGUACUAGACAAGCUGUGCCCAGCAGCAGCUUUUGUUUGUUUAUAAAGACCUGAUAUGACGAGAGGGUAGGGCCGGGCAAUAAAACAAUAACAAUUUCCCUCUAUAUCAAUAUAAAACACAGUCAAAAUGCUUUUUGAUGGUUUGCAUUCUGCCAUGUUUUGGUAGACGAUAGGGAUUGCCAAUGAAAAGGGGAGUUGCUUCGGGUCCGCUUCGCACUGAACCAAUCAUGCGCUGAAUAAAACCAAGUAGCAAACUACUGCGUAGUAUCAGGCUGCAGCUACACACAACCAUAGCCGACAGCACUGUCAGUGAGAAAAAAGAAAAUGAGUGCUACCCCCCGCAGAAAUGCAGAUGUAGAGUCAACAGAUGAUGACAUUGUCGACAACACUGGCAAGAAAUCAUCAGUGGUGUGGAGUUAUUUUGUUUUUUUUUUAGAUCGGACAUGAAGCAGAGUAAUGUGCACUGCGAAUUAUGUCGAGUACAUGUUCUCGCGAAGUUGGGGAAUACCUCAAAUCUUUUUUCACCCCUUGAAGCAGUGCCAGGCAGAAGAGCAUGCAAAAGGUGCAAAAGCUUACAAACCCCAAGCGGAGUAAGGAGCCCAUGGCGCCCAUGCAGCUGAAACAGCCAACCAUUCAGUCCGCUUUCUCUAGACACAAAGACCUCACAGAUGGAGUAGCUUAUUGUUUUGCAAAAGACAUGCUACCAAUAAGCACUGUUAAAUUUCCUUUUUUAUAUCGUGAUAUAUAUCGAUAUCGACUGAUAGAAAAAAAAUAUAUCAUGAUAAACUUUUUUCCAUAUCACCCAGCCCUACGGGAGGGUAUUUUAUCUUGGGGCUCUCUCACCUUUAACAUGUCAAAACAACUGAAUACAGUCUGCUGCCAUAAAAACACCAAUAGCGCUAAAUUCCUCACUCCCAGUUCUGAUUUUAACUCCCACCAUGUCCUCCCUCCAGGACCUCUGUGGCCACCACUCCUGCGACACCCUGGGUAUGGCCGACGUCGGCACCAUCUGCUCCCCGGAGAGAAGCUGCGCUGUCAUCGAGGAUGACGGACUUCACGCCGCAUUUACGGUGGCUCAUGAGAUAGGUAGGCAUGGAGACACAACGAUAAGAGCAGGCCAGGACGUGCACGUCUGUCAGCACAUUUCUCCUCCUGAUUAAUAUCAUGGGAGCUUUGUCUGAUGUCAUUCACCUGAUACCUGAGCGCUCGCAGUGUUUUCUUUUCUCAUUCUUGCUGUAUGUGCAAACUCCUAACAAGUCCCAUCAGUUCUCUCUGUUUCCAUCUCCUCACAGUUUGAACAUUGCGUCCUUUUCUUCUCCGUGUCUCAGGUCACCUGCUCGGUUUGUCCCACGACGACUCCAAGUUCUGCGAGGAGCGAUUCGGCGUAAACAGCGACAAGCGGCUCAUGUCCUCCAUCCUCACCUCGAUUGACGCCUCCAAACCGUGGAGCCGCUGCACCUCAGCCACCAUCACCGACUUCUUUGACGAUGGAAACGGUGAGCGUGGGAAAAAACACAACAAUAAAGAUCCACGCUGGUAUUUCUGCAAACGUCUGUGGUUCUCUCCACACUUUUCCCAGCCUGCAGAUAGUUUCAUUUUCUCCAACGCCAAAUUAAAACCAUGUGAAUUCACUUUGUUUUAGCUUUUCUCCCACAGCACCUAGCACUUAGAGCUGUUUACCCACAAACAAAGCUGUAAUCUGUGUUAACAGAGAGUCAUUUAGGAUCCUAUUAACUUCUUAAAGACUGUAGCUGCAGCGCGGCCAAAGACAGAUCACUGGCAGGAAACCAAGAUGAGUCAUUCUUUGAAUUCCUGCUCCAUCAAAUACUUUCAUUCAUUCGAGCCUGAAAGCAUUGUGGGAUGACAUUUUGUAAAAAAAAAUGCAUCACUCUCAGCAUAAAUCUCGUAGCAACUGCAAUUUCAAGCUGAUUUUUGCACAAUUAAACCCUGAAAUUGAGAUUUUAGGUCCUUACACACCGGGACGGUCAAUAUUUUUUUUCGAACCCGUAUCCUGUCAAUACAAGCGUUCACAUCAGCGACGUUUUCCCGUUCUGCGAUAUUGCAGCAUUUAUUUUUUCGGAUCAUGGUCGAUUUUUCUAAAGUUUCGCAUAUUGUGUGUCCACUUCUGACCAAUCAGAUUUCGUGUCGUUGCGACAUCAGAUUUACCAGUAUAUCCAACAUGGCCGACCGGCUGAUUUUUUAUGAUUGUUUACACACACAUUGCAAAGAUAACAACCUGAAGGACAACUUGGGGAGAGUCAUAGCAUCAGAUUUCUGAUAUGACGAUGUUUUGUGUGCUUUAACAGUUUUCUAAACGUCUUUGUUUUAACUUUCAUCUGUGCUAAUGUAAGCUAACGGUUGUUACCAUAGUUUCAUGUGCUUAUCUGGUACUGGCCCCGACUCAGUACAUGCUAUCAUGACAGAAAGCCAUCUCAACACUCGUGUCUAGUCCUCUGCCUCUUCAAACUUGGAGCUAAUUGUUUCAGCAGAACUUCAAAACUUCAAAUUGUCCAACGGACAUCCAGAAAAUAGGUUCUGAAGCGACCAUGGUACAGUUUCAGCUCCUGAACCAAGCAGUGAAACUCACCAAGUUCUCUUCUUUUUUGUAAUAUUGGAUGCACUCAUGUGCUACAUUUCUUUUUCUUUUGAGAAAGCAAAAGAAGUACCAAUUUGCCAUCACUUGAAGUUGAAGUAGACUCCAUUUUUGUCCUCUCACUUCCACCCGGGACGCUGUAGGUUGAUAAGGGGAAGGUCCCGCCCUCCUUCGCCUCUGGUUGGCUAUAAGUGUUGACCGUUAAAUCUGCAAAAUUUGAAGCUUUUUUAAGACUCUUUUCUCUGUCUGUCCUUUCACAGCUGAGUGUCUCCUAGACUCCCCUCGACAGCCUCUCCUGGGCCCCGAGGAGCUCCCAGGCCAGAGCUACGACGCCGUCCGCCAGUGUCGCCUCGCCUUUGGCCCCGAGUACACGGUCUGCCCCGGCAUGGACGUCUGUUCCCGCCUGUGGUGCGCCGUGAUCCGGCAGGGGCAGAUGGUGUGUCUGACCAAGAAACUGCCAGCUGUUGAGGGGACGCCCUGUGGGAAAGGACGCAUCUGCCUGCAGGGGAAGUGUGUGGACAAGACCAGGAAGAGACACUACUCGGUAAGAGAGCGCGGACUUCACCUUUUUGAAACCAGGGUCAAGUUCUUGCAACUCCCCCUACACAAGGAUAGUGUUUCUGUGUUUCUGAACUGGCUUGAUCGGUGCAUUUAAAAAAAAGGAUAAAAAGAUGGAACAGACAGAGACUUCAUUUCUAUCUCUUCUGAUCUCCUGGCCUUCUUUAAACAGAUCAAAAUUAAAUCAAGCCACAGCCAGCUGAAGUCCUGAGUCUCUUCUUGGCAGGAUAAGGGAAGAAGAAACAGGGAAACUCAGAACAAGAAAGGAUAUUUUCUGCGUUUAUUUGUCACAUGAUACUUGACAAGUCUGACUCGUUCCUUGGCGGAUGACUUUUACAUGUGGACCUGACCCAAGUGCUGACUGGCUUUAUAUUUGCUGCCUUGCAUGACGACCAGUUUACAGCUUGUAGCAACAAACCCCUCCAUUUGAGUGUCUUCAAACUCUCUCUAGAUUUCCUGCAGUUUGAAUGCAGAUGAUGUGUCUUACUUUGUGAAAAGAUGUACAGACUGAGGAAGUGAGCAGAAAGGUUUUUUUCCGUUUUGGUUUUUGUCUCAUAAAAUGUUCCUCUGUGGUCAUUUUUAUCACAGCUAAGAUUUACCAGUGGUGGUGAAAACACAAAAAUAAGCACAUUUCUGUAAAAAUUAAACUUCAGCAGAGUCUGAGGGGAAACAUGUGAGCUGUUGGAUCAGAUGUCCGGUCAUGCUGUCUUAAUAAAAGGCUUUAUCAUAUCAGAAUAGCCUCCUUCCUGUAAUUCUUAUCUCCUCUUUUAUCGUCUCCAGGCGUCCAACCACGGCAGCUGGAGUUCCUGGGGUCCUUGGGGGGCAUGCUCCAGGACUUGUGGAGGCGGCGUGCAGUUUGCCAAUCGCUUAUGCAACAACCCGCCGCCGCGGAAUAACGGGCGCUACUGCAUAGGGAAGAGAGCCAUCUAUCGGUCCUGCAACGUCACACCAUGCCCAGCAUCAAGUGAGUGAGACAACCGAUAAAGGACUUCUAUUUUGUGAAGGUCAGAUAGAGCUCUAAUUAAAAAAAAAACUCUUUCUGAAUCUUCUCCUCAGAUAAGAGUUUCCGUCAGGAGCAAUGCGAGGUGCGUAACGGCCCCCAGACCGAUCCUAAAGGGGUGAAAACCUUUGUUGAGUGGGUGCCGAAGUACGCAGGAGUGCUGCCGAAAGAUGUGUGCAAGCUGACCUGCAGAGCCAAAGGAACAGGAUACUACGUGGUGUUCUCACAGAGGGUGGGUAAUUAAAUUUAAGGUGCGGUGUACUGACUGUAAAAAAAACCCUGAAAGAUGACGUGAUUGCGGCUGUUUUUCUGCAGGUGGUAGACGGGACUGAGUGUCGACCCUACAGCAGCUCAGUGUGCGUUAAAGGGAAAUGUAUACGGACAGGAUGUGACGGCAUCAUUGGCUCCAAGCUCCAGUUUGACAAGUGCGGUAUAUGUGGAGGUGACAGCACUGGGUGUAUACGGGUUGUGGGCAACUUCACCAAGAAGAGGUAAGGAAAAGGGGAAAUUUAGUCCGUGCAUUACACUGUAUGUGACACCUUUAUGCGAAUAUAUAUAUACGUUUAAAGGAUCAGUUUUGUGCUAAAAAGACAAAUUUGGAGAGAAGUAAUGUUCACUGGAAAAAACCUCAAGGCUCAAACAGGCUGCAUGUCAGCAAGUCUCUGGAUGUUUGGCAUGCCUAAAGUAAUUCGAAUCUGUGAGCUGUGCUCCUUUGUAUUUUAGAGGAAAGUGGGACAACACUGAUUAAAUAUUUGGUGGACUUUAUAAUAUGCUUUGAUCUUUUUCAUGGGGUAACAUCACUGAAAUUUCAGUGACUGUGAUUGGUCUGAUACUGUGUCAACAUUCAAUGGAAUUAAAUGUGUAAAAGGCACAAAAACCUGGUUCUUAGGUGUCUGUCUCCUCUUGGACAUACACAAGGUUGUGUCUGAAAUAUCUCUUUAAAAUAGGGUUCGGUAAAGAAAGUUGGGACUUGUCGGUCUUGAAGCUUAUUAUGAAGGACCUACUCCCUAAGCCAGUAAAUCAAAUCCAUGAAAACACCAAAGAAAACACUGUUUUUUGCACUAAUCUGACCUCUUUUUUUCAUCCCAAACAGUAAAGGCUACACGGAUGUAGUGAAAAUCCCUGCAGGCUCCACCCACAUCAAGGUUCGUCAGCACAAGGCCAAGGACCAGACCCGCUACACCGCCUAUCUGGCCCUCCGACGGCCCAAUGGCGAUUAUCUCCUAAAUGGCAAAUUCAUGAUCUCUACCUCUGAGACAAUCAUCCCGCUCAACGGUUCUGUGCUCAACUACAGUGGCUGGAGCCAAAAGGACGAAUGGCUUCACAGUAUGGGUCCUGGUGCCAUCCAAGAAGCCUUGGUGGUCCAGAUCCUAGCUACAGAUGCCAAAAAGCCCCUGGAUGUUCGUUAUAGCUUCUACAUGCUCCGCCGGACAACCCCACAGCAGCCGUCAGCCCCGCUAAUCCCAAACUCAAAGUCAAUCCCUGUACAGAUCCCUACAACAGUCUCUACCACCACAAGAACCACAUCUACCACCAGCAGUACCACUACAACCUCCCCAGUCCCCCCUAUCCUGAUCCCAGGGCCACCUGCAGGUCCAAUUCUCUCCACCCCAAGCCCAGGACCUCAGUGGGUAACGGGAUCCUGGAUGACUUGUUCUAGAACUUGUGACACAGGCUGGCAGAGUCGGACAGUUCAGUGCAAGGACCCAGACGGGAAACUGUCCAAGGGUUGCACACUUGGUGCCCGACCUUCUGCCUUUAAACACUGUCUGGUGAAAAAAUGUUGAGCUGACUGGAGCAGAGAAGGGACUUGUCAGACGAGGAACAGUUUAUAGGAAGGAGUACAAUCUGUACCUCUGAUAAAGGUCUCAAGUGCUGGAUGUAGGACUAUGGACCAGUGACUUUAAGGACAAUGAAUGUUGGCUUAAAGCGCCUUGACCUGAUGCAAGAGACCUAGAGACUUAUUGGCAUGGUACCUGGCCAUACGCCAGAGGAAUGUCCUGGAAUCACAAGAGCUAUGCAAGUAGGACAGAUGGCAGUUCCCGUCUGAUAGUGACGAGUCUGGCCCUGGCAUAGCUGAGGACUUUCAUGCAUGUCACUUCCACACGGACAGUCACUGAUUGUCUUUACUUCAGUCUCCAAGUUCUGGAGACUCAGUAUGUGUUGCCCUGUAAUGGCAUGUGUGUUGUGUGUGUUUUUUUUUACAAUACUCCAUAUGUUUCAAUCACUGUGGGGAUUCGGAAGUUGUAUCCCUUUGUCUUUCAUCGUGAGUUUGUCCGAGACAAGAGCCCCAAUGAUGGGAAGCACUCAAUAUCUACGUUGUCCUUAUUUUGUCGUUGUUGUAGCCCUGAUCCACCGCUGUCCCUCUGCAGUCUUACACCUUUGUUGCCAUCUCCCAAAACACUGAACGCCCAAGAUUGGGAUCCUAUGAUGUAAAAUACAGUAACUCGUUUGUUGUAAAUUGGCGAUGUACCUGGACCAGGUCCUUACACAGAAUCAACCUCAUGGACAUACACAAACAGGUUGUUAGGAGUUCUUGGGGUGUCAGUCGCCCCCACCAGUGUUCUCAACUUACCGACCCCUCUUUAUCUUGUGUCGACUGAUCUGUCUACCAGAAUACCAGAAUCAGGUUCUUGAGGUGUUGGGGAAGUCACCUGUGGAGUGCGGAAACAGCAGCACUGUUUGACCAUAUUUGAAGGGAGCCUUCUGGGACACAAGGGCAAAGUAACCACGACACUCCUUACUCAUUGUGGAGGUCAAUUAUGACUCGAACGUUUGGGGAUAUGCUUGAUUUUUUUUUUUAUGUGUGUGAGUGUAAUGUGCGUGAGUGUUUUUGUGUGCAUGCUAAGUGCUAGCACAUCCAUGUACCCAGGCCUGUGUUUGAAGCACAUACAGUAUGUACUGUGAUCUCAAUGCUUCCUCACUCUCAGUUCCAUUUAUAUCAAUCAUUAUGCUGGUGCUGGGAGGUUUACAGUCCCCACGUUGUUCUUGUGGCAGUAAAUAUCUGUUUGUUUGUUUGUCUAUCUGUUUAAGAAGCAAUGCUAAUAUGACAAUGUGUGCCCUGGAUACUCGCAACGACAGCAAGAGCGACACUAAUGCAACCAUUAAUGUCCUUUUGCAAUUCAACUCUUUCUCCAUUGUCUGUUUAUCUCAUUCACAUCCUGUAUUUGCAAAUUAUUGGUAAACCUGUUAGCACUCUGAUUUAGCCAUUUUACAACAAUUCAGAUUUUGCCACACAAGAGAUUAAUUUAAAGGGACAGUACACCAAAAUUACUGUAAAAUACAUAUUGCAUGUAUUACAUCUUUGUGAGCAAGUUUUCUUUAAUACACCUACCAUUGCCAGAGAUUAAAAAUAGAAUUUGAGUUUCCCAUCACUUCGAAAACUGCAUUAUUGCAGAUAUACCUGUUAAACUAUUGUAAGGAACAACAAAAAACUGGACUUUUAGACAAUUGUGAGUUAAAUGCAUAUUGUUUAAAAUGUGUCAAAUGUGCAAUUGUACCUUAAAUAUCCUGAAAAAUCAUCUCGGUUAUUUUAAUUACAAACAUAAUGGACUACUUCCUGUAGCAGCUAUCAGUAUCUGGAUCCUGCCCAGUUUCCUUGUGUGGCAAACCUCAGACAUUUAGCACAUGUGCAUGCGAAAACUCAACAUGAAAAGUUUUCAGGUCAACAAACCACUUUGAAAAUGCUCUAUUUCCUCUUCCUCACACAUUCACAUUUAUUUAGACCAUAUAAACAUUUUAUGCAAGUACUAGGUCUUUCAUAUAUGUGUUAGUAGUCAACCAUAUUUACACAGACACGUACACACAUCAAUGAAACAAUCCAUCGUUUGCACAGUAUUUGAGUAUUUGGGACUCCCACACACACUUACACACACUAUACAUGCCAACACACACGUACACACACACACACACACACACUCACAAACCUUCUCUGAAUCUUCCAGUGGGGAAACCCGUCUCGCUGAACAACAGAAAAACACAGCACUGAACUUGUAAUUUAUUGUUUGUACAACUGGUAUGUGUGAAUAAAGAAACAAUGAGAUGAGUUUUAUUUAUUAUAGUAAUUUUGUAUCAAAUUACUAUUUAACUUAGGAAUAUGACUGUGCAGAUGCAUUCCUAUGUAAGAAUAUAGUGUUUUUUCUAGUCAUCCACAUGAAUAUAUGUACAUAAAAUCUAUAUAUUUAAAUACCUUUGUGUCUGUGUCAUUAAUUGUGUACUGAAAUUCAUAUUUUAGCUUAAAAUGUUGCAAAAAAAGUCAGUACACAUCCUCACACUUUCAGUUCUUGGUGGUGGUCUAUGUACGAGUCUGAAAUGUAGCAGGUGAGGCAAGAACAAGGACCAGGAAAUUAUCAAUAAAUUCUGAAUAAUAUGCUGAAAUAAUGUCAGUAAAGACAUACAAAGAGAGCUCCUACAGUUAGGAUUCCACCAGCCAGGUUAACAUCCACCUGCAUGUGUCACUCGACAAGAUCCUGUCUGUGAUAUGUGUUUGUUUAUGUUCAGGUGGAUUAGCAUUGUAGCAUUAAUAAGGAUUCAUAACUGGAGCUACAGCCAAACAAUCUCAUGUGACUGUUAUUGUUAUUUAUUGUCCAUAUUCUACAUAGAAAUUGAACAAACAGGGCUGUUUCUUUAGCUCCUUGUUGACACCUACCCUCUCACACUGAUUUCAGGCAGCAAUAAGCAGCAGUGUGACAGGAAAAUAAAAGUUGCAUUAGGUUAAUUUAAAAGAGAAAACAGGGAUAGAAUGGCCUUAAGUUUCUCUCUGUGAAUGUUCAAAUCAAACCAGGCCCAAACACAUGAUACAAAGUCUUUUUUUAACUAAGUGAUGCAAAACAGAACAUGACAGGUGAGGGACGACAAACUAAAAAACAGAUAUGGGGAAGACGAGACAAGAUGGACAUAAGCUAGGAUAUCAGUUUAACUUUGUGUGUGCGUGUGUGUGUGUGUCUGUGUGUGAGAAAGAGAGAAAUAGAGAGUGAGUGAGUGUGUGUAAAAUGAGUGUAAAAUGAUAAUACUAACUAAUAAAAGUAAAAAGAAAAAUGCGGCAGAACAAAGGGACAAAGCAA
Messenger RNA from Xyrichtys novacula (pearly razorfish), 23792 nucleotides. Lineage: Eukaryota; Metazoa; Chordata; Actinopteri; Labriformes; Labridae. The record is from the annotation of a GenBank genome assembly.